CGACCAAAAAAUAUAACAGUUCUACUUAAACAUAAACAAAACAAAAACAAAAAAAAAAUCACGUUUAAAUAAUUCAAUCAACUACACACAAACAUACCCACAAACAAGCGUCAUCGUACAGUGCAAAAAAAUAUUUAUUGUUUUUAUGUUCAGCAUCUAAUAGUGAAUAGCAGCAAUACCAGAAUCAGCAGCUAUCACCAGCAGCAGCAUAAAUAGUAACAAAAGCAAAAAUAGCAAUAUUAACAAUUCUAAUCAAUAGGCAAGUGAUCGAACCAACAGUUUAAGUGUAAAAUAAAAUUAAAGAAAAAAUUGAAAAAUAUAAUAAAAGUCAGCGAAUCACACGCUUCUUUUAUCAACCGCUAGACACCGUACCGCGCAACACAUUUGCGCCCCUCAAACCGCACGCCGCGCGUAAAAACGCCAAAUACCGCAUUAAAAAAUACACGAACACUUCUCUUACUCUCUCUCUCUCUCUCCAAGUCAUACACACACACAUAUACUUGUGCGCGCGAUUAUACAAAGCAACGAAAAACGCAAAAAGCCAACAAUACAAACACCAUCAACACCGCCACCCCAGUAGCACCAAAAAGAAAAGAAAACAGUUUCAAUAGCCGCUCCAGCGCCUUUUACUGCGCCGCGCAUCUCAACAACGCUCUCCGCGCGCCCUCCAUCGUCAACCAUAGACGCGGCGUCGUGUCGUGUUGUCGCUUAACAUUUGAUUCUAAUAUUUAAUAAAUAUACAUUAUUGCUUUUGCGCUUUGGUUUGUUUUAUUAGUAUUUCGCUUCAUAUCAAUUCGUAUCGCAUUUUGUUAUUUGUGUGUGUUUUUUUUUUGUCUUGUUUUACGCGGACGUUGUCUUCGAACAGCAUUCGUGUGGCAAAGCGUUGGCGCUGAAAAAAAAGAGUGCGCGCCAAUUUGUGAAAAUAUUGUUUGAAAAAACUGAAGACGGAAAAGAAGGAGCGCAAGAUAUAUAUAUAUUUGUAACUUUAUACUAGUAAUCGUCGUAUCAACAGUUGUCUCAGCUGGUAUAAGAAGCACGAGCAACAGCACGAAACAAGAAAAAAACCAACAACACAAGUGAAAAAAGUGCUUUUGAAGUUGAAAACUUCCAUCACAACAGCGCAGACAAGCAGACGCAAUCCAGUAGAGGGAGGCAUACAUACGGCACACAACAGGCGCACGCUUAGUAGCAGCUGAUAUUUGCCGAGUUAGCACCGGCACAGAACGUUUCUACAGCGACCGCAACGACUUUGACUUCGACCACGAGUGAGCAAGCAGUGAGCAGAAAAGAUGGCGAACCCUCGAAAAUUUAGUGAGAAAAUCGCUUUGCAGAAACAGCGCCAGCAGGAGGGCACCGCUGAGUUCGAGCGAAUUAUGAAAGAGGUUUACGCAACUAAAAUGGAUGAGACUCAAGCGAAUCAGAAGAUACUUGAAUGCUGUUUGGUAAAUACUGACAUCGGCAGCAAUCAUGCCACAAACGCCAGUCUUAUUAGUGGUGCUGGCGUAGGUGGAGGCGGUGGAGGUGGUAAUGGUGGUGGUGGCGGAGGCGGAGGCGGUGGCGGAGGAGGUAGCACAGUCGUGGAUGGAGUCACAAAUGCUGGCGGCAGUGGCAGUGGUGGCGCCUCGCCAGACGGUACACAUAACAACAAUUCACGUGAGUCACGCGGCCGCAGCGUUGGCGUGGGACCCAUGAGACGACCAUCAGAGCGUAAGCAAGAUCGUUCACCAUACGGCAGUAGCGUUGCCGUCGGUGGUGGUAUGAAUGCAGGUAUGAGCAAUAACGCCUAUCUCAGUCCACCAAUGGAUAGCAAUUGGCGACGCUCCAACUCCGAUUCGGCGCUACAUCAGACGCUUAACAUGGCAGUGGCAGCGGAAGGUGGUUUCGGACCGGCCGGUGGCAUGACUAGUUUGGGUGGCCUACCGGGUGAUAUGAGUGCUCUGCACGCGAACUAUCAGCAUCAUAACCAACGAUCUCAUUCGCCAAAUAUUGGUCGCAGUUUUAGUCCACAAGCACAAAGACGGAAGGGUCAGAUGUUGCAACAUCAGCAACAACAACAGCAACAGCACCUGCACCACAGUCAGCAACAUCUUCACUUACAACAACAGCAUCAGCAGCUGCAGCAACAGUUUCAGCAGCAACAUCAUAUGCAUCAGCCACAAACACAACAACAGCAACAUGUCCAACAACAACAACAACAUGCGCAACAGCCAGCGAAUAACGUUGGUCAACAACAUCAGCAACACUUUAAUGCCAAAUUCAACAACAACUGCAACAUACCCGGCAACAGUCUGUUCAAAUCGCUGCAAGAGCAAACGUUAGCGCUCGCCAAUACCGGCUCCCUGCCAGACCUCACCACGUUACAUUACUCGCCCGCACAACAACCAAUGUUGCACCAACAACAACAGCAACAGCAAACGCUCUCACCAAUACUCUCACCGCACAACAAUGGACGCGAGCGUGAUCAAUCGCCGAGCCCUUUCAGUCCGGCUGGUGGCGCGGGCAAUGGCACAGUGGGCGGUCCUCCCUCGACGUAUCAGCAGCAGCAACACUCGCCUACUUCAGCCGCCAAUACACCAACAGCAGCACAAACAUCGCCGCAUUUAUCCUUUACAAAUCUCGCCGUACAAUCGCCCACUGGCAACGGCUCCAAUACUACGAAUACCGCCCAAACCGGCACAUUCACCAACCUGCCUACAUUGGGCGCCGCCAGCUCGACUGGUAACCUCACUGAAUACCGGCAACCCUUGAAUCCACCCAGUCCGGGCUCCUCACCCGGUUUACUCACGUCCGCUUCGGGUAACGACGUGGUACACAUUAGCGCACCUGCCAGUCCAAUACGACAUCCGCAGGCCGGCAUGAUCGGACAGAGCAUACAAAACUAUAAUGAGAAGAAUUUGCAAGCUUUCGAUCGUUACUCGCCUGCAAUGGGAGUUGGUGCGCUGGAUGCGGCUGGAUUCAAUAGUCUGAACUCAUCGUUCCACAACCACUUUGAGCAAUUCACGCUGGGCGAUAGCAAUUCCUCUCCCGAACAGCAACAGCAAUUGCAACAACAUUUUCAACAACAACAGCAGCAGCGUCAACAACAACAACAAAAUAGUUUUGCUCAAUUGGACUUCGACGACUUUAGCACAGCUUACAACCAGAGCCUCUCGCAGAGCAAACAACUGGAUUUUAGCGAUCUGACGGGCGUGUCCACGUCCACGGCGGCGACUGCGACGCAGAAUAGCAGAGGUGUCACGUGCAAUACUAACAAUGGGGGAAACACCAGCAAUAACAACAACACACAUCAACCAACACGCAUACUCUCACAGCAACAACAACAGCAACAGCUGUUAAACAACAACGGCGGUGUCGCUGCUGGUAGCAAUAACGCGAUUAGCAAUCCAAUUACAAAUGGACCAAUGCAACGGAUUAGCAACAACAACGUGAACAUUGCCCAGGCAAACGAUGUGAACUCCUCGCCAAUACCCUCACCCUUGGGCUGUUUGCCCUCGCCGUCUUCACCACUACCGAUUCCAAUAAAUGCGCAGUCGCCACAUCAUCAGCACCAACAGCUCUCGCUAUCGCUACACUCACACUCGGCUCAGCCGUCACCGCAUCAUUCGCCAUUGCAUUCGCCGCAUCAUGCCUCCCCACUGUCCUCCUCCUCACCGGGCAUAACAACACUGACCGGUGGUGGGACGCCUGGCAAUGGCUCAAAUAAUGCGACGUCAGCGCAUCACAACCAACAGCAGCAGGCAACGCAACACCAUCACCACCAGCACCACACACAACAACACCAUUCACAACACCACCAACAUCUCCAAAAUCACGCAAACACACCGACCAACACCAACAUACCGGCGAUCGUUUUUUCCGACUACUCGUCACGUGAGAUUUUCGAUUCACUCGAUUUGGACUUGGGACAAAUGGACGAGACUGCGCUAGAUCUGCUAGCGGAUCAGAACUCGAUGAUGAUUGCCGAUCCAACAAUCGAGGAUAGUUUUCGCAAAGAUCUUAACUGAUACUAUGAGGAAGCUGUUGCAGCUAUUGAGAGUGGCGUACUGCUGGAUGACACCUUCGACCCGCUCGGGCCCAUAGUUGACGUCACUGAGGUACUGGGCAAUCCGCUGGCGGAUACAACAAAGUGCAAAACGGACGUCGCAACCGACAACAACAUAGCCACUAAUUCCAUAACAACAACAACAACAGCAAUAUCAACAAGCAACUCCGCCGAGGAUGCGGACACAAACCUACCCAUCACACUCAGCCUUUGCGGCCGAGACAAUGUCGAAGAUGACCUGAGCAAUGUCGACGAUACUAUAAGCAUAGGGCUGGGUAUAGGCAUAGGAUUGGGCAUUGGCAGCGGCGGCGAUGAGAACGGUGGUGAUGUAGACGAUUUUUUCUUCUAAACAGCGGUAAAUGUACGGUUGGCUCAUAAGCGGAACGUCACGAAGGUGGAAGACGGAGUGAAGCACCGGAAAAGCACAACUGUUUCGGUUGUCGUUCGUAGUGUUUGAAAACGACGACGACGGGAACGACAGCAAUGACAACUGUUGUUCGCUGAAAUGACGCACACAGCUAAACACACAAGCCAAACUCAAGCAUGCAUAGGAAGGGUCAUAUGGCAACAUGAGCCUGUAUGUACAAGUAUGCGGGUUGGUUAUGGAGUACACGCGCAAGUAACACUGGUAGCAACAGCUUUUAAAUCUCUAAGCAGUAGUUAGGACUCUUAAAUAAAAUAUACAAACGUAAAUGCCUAAUAUACAUACAUACUUAUAUACAAAUACAUACAAAGAAAUUUGUUUUCUUAUACAUUUAACAAUACAUACUGCAUAUGUAAAACAACCGUUGAGAAUGUCAGUGGCGCAUUGGUAGGAAGACAAAAGCCGCGUGAGAAUUGAGUUGUAAGACGAAAUUGAGUUACAUAAUUUCAUUGUGUUUGUAGAAGCGGAGUGCAAGGGUCGGGCGAAGAUAUGAAACGUUUGUUUGAGGAUUUUAAAAUAAGUUUCCGUUUGAUUCCUUUUUGGCACUUGAGUUCUACAUAAUAAUUAUGUUCCAUUAAGAACGCAAAAAAAAUGACAUCUCUGUCGCCGAAGGCUUCUUUCCACUUUAAUUAUAUAUGACAGCAGUUACAGAAGACGAACGGUUGCGAAGGUGUGGCGAACGUAAAAAUGUCAACUUUAAAUUUAAUUUUAUUUUAUUAAAUUAUUUUCAUUUUUC
This is a messenger RNA of Ceratitis capitata (Mediterranean fruit fly), 5202 nucleotides long. It is a transcript of the gene Crtc, whose product is annotated as protein kinase 4. The coding region runs from base 1290 to 4004 and encodes 904 amino acids. The transcript has 2 exons. Gene Ontology annotation, cellular component: cytoplasm; nucleus. The record is from RefSeq and is a predicted model, not a curated record. Gene Ontology annotation, biological process: protein homotetramerization; positive regulation of transcription by RNA polymerase II. Lineage: Eukaryota; Metazoa; Arthropoda; Insecta; Diptera; Tephritidae. Gene Ontology annotation, molecular function: cAMP response element binding protein binding.